UUUCGUCAGUAGUCGACAUGUGAUGGUUUCAGUGGUUACACUACUUUCUAACUUUUAAUACUAUUGAAAGUGAAAUUUUUAAUUAUGUGCUCCCUGUGUUCCUAAUCUCGACAUUUCAAUAACAUUCUUAUUAUCAGUUAUCUACCUUGUAAUUAACAAAGUGAAAGUGCAAUGCUGCGUUUAGACGACGAAAUUAGCUAUAGGCGAAUAUCAGGUCCAGAAGGAAUAAAAACAUUCUCAUGUUUCCAAUUAGGCAAAUGCGUGUAAUUUCUCUCACGCGAACAGUUAAACAACUUUUCGAAUAAGGCUAUAGAAAUCCGUCAUGGUGGAAGAGGCGAACAAGCAUGGAAAGAUGUCUGACGUUACUUUCAGCGGUAGUCUUCUUCAUUACCAUUGCUUUGCUCAUAGCUCUUGUAACCGUAUUGUACAACCGACCUAGUGACAAAUCAAGCGAUCUUAUCCACAGUGAAGCAUUGCAAGAUGAUCGACCAGAUUCUACAAACACAAUUUCCGACCAACACUGCGUGAAGAAUGUAUGUUUAACAACAGGAUGCAUUCGUACAGCUGCCGAUGUUUUAAACAAUAUGGACCAGACUGUCGACCCGUGUGACGAUUUCUAUCAAUUUGCAUGCGGUAACUUCAUCCAGAAGACGAAUAUCCCAGACGACAAGUCUUCGGUUACUUCCUUUAGCGUUAUCAGCGAUCUGCUACAAGAACAGUUAAGGACGAUGAUAGAAGAACCGGUCAAACCUCGCGAACCUAAACCGUUCGUGCUGCUCAAGAGAGUUUACAAGUCGUGCAUGAACAAAACCGCAAUCGAAUCUGACGGUCUGACUACGAUAAAAUCAAUCCUGAAGGAUUUGGGCGGAUGGCCGGUGCUAGAGGGGCCGAAAUGGGAAGAGGGUAAAUUUAACUGGAGACAGUCAGUUUACAAAUUCCGGAAAGCGGGAUACAGCGUCGAUUAUUUCCUCGACUUUUCUAUUGGCAUCGAUUUCAAGAAUACUUCACGGCGAGUUAUUGACAUCGAUCAGGGAGCUUUAGGUUUACGAAGAGAAUUCCUGAUUAAGGGACUUGACGAUAAACUUGUGCGCGCCUACUACGAUUACAUGGUCGACAUCGCCGUUAUUUUUGGGGCCGAUACGGAGGUGGCUAAAAAGGAGCUGAAGGAAUCGUUGGAUUUCGAAAUCAAACUUGCCAAUAUUUCACUCCCAAGUGAGAAACGAAGAAAUGCCAGCUUAUUGUACAAUCCGAUGUCAGUGGCCGAUCUGCAACUAAAGUUCCACAGUAUUCCUUGGUUAGAGUACUUAAACUCAGUAUUAGACUUGCCUGAAAUUAAAAUCAAAAACACCGACAUGGUCAUUAUUAGUGUUCCUAGUUACAUUACGGAGUUAGAAAAAUUACUUAGCAAUACACCCAAAAGGAUACAAGCGAACUACGUCAUGUGGCGAGCUGCUGCUUCUUCGGUAUCGUACCUCACUGAGCAACUGCGCCAACGUCAAUUGCGGUACAGCACAAUUUUGAGCGGUCGCACAGAAAGAGAGUCCAGAUGGAAGGAAUGCGUCGAUAUAGCUGCUGGAAGUUUGUCUAUUGCCGCGGGUGCUUUAUACGUUCGUAAAUACUUCCACGAGGAUGCCAGACAAAACGCCAUAGAGAUGGUUUCCGACAUUAGGAACGAGUUUAUUGAUAUACUAAAGACAGUUGAAUGGAUGGAUAACGUUACAAGGAAACACGCUCUGGAGAAAGCAGCUACCAUGACGUCCCACAUUGCUUACCCCGAUGAGCUUCUCUCAGACCAAAAAUUGGAAGAGUUUUAUGGAGGGCUCGAUUUUAAAUCUGAUCACUACCUAAGAACCAUGCUGAGUCUCACAUUGUUUGGAACCGAGUAUUCCUUCAAACGACUGACAAUGCCAGUAAACAAAACCGAGUGGAUUACUCAUGGAAGGCCUGCUGUUGUCAACGCAUUUUAUUCAGCAAUCGAGAACAGUAUACAAUUCCCCGCCGGAAUCCUGCAGGGGGUGUUCUUCAACAAUGAUAGACCACGAUACAUGAACUAUGGGGCGAUCGGUUUCGUAAUUGGCCACGAAAUCACUCACGGAUUUGAUGAUCAAGGUCGCCAGUUCGACAAAGAUGGAAAUUUGGUCGACUGGUGGGCGUCCUCUACGAAAGAAGCCUUUAACAAGAAAGCGCAAUGUAUCAUCGACCAAUACGGAAACUACUCCAUUCCAGAAAUUGGAUUAAACUUGAAUGGCAUUAACACGCAGGGAGAAAAUAUAGCUGAUAACGGUGGUAUAAAGGAGGCUUAUGUAGCGUAUAGUAAGUGGGUUAAGCGAAAUGGAAAAGAGCCUAGACUGCCCGGUCUAAACUAUACCGGCCAUCAGUUGUUUUGGAUUUCGGCUGCGAACGUGUGGUGCUCAAAGACGCGUUUGGAAGAGAUCAAGCAGCUUGUCGUUAUUGAUGGACAUUCGCCGGAUAAAUUUAGAGUAAACGUACCGUUAGGAAAUAUGGAUUACUUUGCUAAGGACUUCAACUGUCCUAAGGGAAGCAAAAUGAAUCCCGCCAGUAAAUGUAGUCUUUGGUAGUGAUCGAAAUUAUUGCUUUUUAUUUAAAUUGACGACUUUUGUACAUAGGUUUUUAUAUCUUAAUCUGUUUUAUUGAUGUAAGUAUGUAGAGAUCUAAAUACCCAACUGUUUGUUAGUGAUAAGUAUCCUGAAUUGUAAAUAAUAUCGUGAUCCAGCUUUUAGAUAGUUUUAGAACCACUACUUAAUUGCACAGCCGUUUGUAGUAUACUUGCACAAAUUGGUCCGCACUUGCACCUUUGGUGGUUUUAUACAGGUUUCGGUUAUAAACCUUAUUGUUAUGUACGCUCUUAUUUUCAUGACUCAUCCAUUGCGUACCCUCAACGCCAUGUAUGAGUAAAAUAGGUUUGUUGUACAUAAAUGUAUAUUUUUACAAUGUAAAAGCACCUAAAGCGGUUUUUUUAAAUUAUAAACUUCGUAAGUACCUAAAUAAAUUAUUGCGAAUCUAGAGAACGUGAGAGUAAUUUGUUAAACUACUUUUAGUUAAAUGGCAUCAACACACAGGGCGAAAACAUUGCUGAUAACGGUGGAAUAAAAGAGUCGUACCUCGCCUAUAACUCGUGGGUUAAGCGAAAUGGUC
Molecule: messenger RNA, 3156 nt
Organism: Photinus pyralis (common eastern firefly)
Lineage: Eukaryota; Metazoa; Arthropoda; Insecta; Coleoptera; Lampyridae
Product: neprilysin-2-like
Exons: 11
Coding region: 345-2579 (744 amino acids)
Biological process (GO): protein processing
Cellular component (GO): plasma membrane
Molecular function (GO): metalloendopeptidase activity
Source: RefSeq, a predicted model, not a curated record